Messenger RNA from Colletotrichum godetiae, 1153 nucleotides. RefSeq lists its product as uncharacterized. The transcript has a single exon. The record is from RefSeq and is a predicted model, not a curated record. The coding region runs from base 103 to 1038 and encodes 311 amino acids. Lineage: Eukaryota; Fungi; Ascomycota; Sordariomycetes; Glomerellales; Glomerellaceae.
CAUAAAUAGAUAGGAUAGCUUCCAAACUAAAACCCUCUGAUAAACUCCUUCCAUCCAUCUCCAUCUUUACCUGUACUCGCAGACGUUAACUAUUCUUUUCAAAUGUAUUCCAUCCAAGCGGAUAGAGCACCAACCCGCUGGGCACUGCUUGGGUUCAGAGUCCUGGCACCAUCGAUAUACGUUCAGGAAGCCUCUCAGCACUCGACAUCAGCCUUCUCAUUUUGUUCCGAUCCCACGUCCUCGUCGACGGAAAGCACCGAUGCGCCAGGUCCCUCCAUAAUACUCCUCACUUCCUGGACGGGGGCAGACCCGAGAAACGUUGCCAAGUACACCAGGCGAUACAAUGAAUUAUAUCCGGAUACCCCGAUCAUGGUCAUCACAACGGUGAUCAAAGAUCUCGUCUUCCGCUCAACUAAAGAAAAGGUCACGAUGCUUGAGUCGGCCGUCGAGUUUCUCCGGAAUCACAUCAGCUCACAAUGUAAGCGACCUUCAAUCCUCCUUCAUGCCUUUUCAGAGGGAGGAUCGAAUAAGGCCGUGUGCCUUGCUCGAGCAUAUCUUUCUGCCACGGGCUGCCAGUUACCUGUGGGGGCUUUCAUAUUCGACAGUACGCCAGGGAAGCCACGUUUUUCAUCGAAUGUCGCAGCCUUCAAGCGGUCGCUGCCCUCCAACAAGUUCGUCCGCGCUAUAGGGCUUCCCUUCGGUGCUAUCGUAUUGGGCAUGGUCUACGGAGUCUACUCGGUGUUCGUGGGACGUGAGAACAAUGUCAUCUCCAAAACGAGGAUUGCAUUGAAUGAUGAAGUGCUCUGGGACGUCACGAGUGCUCCGCGGACGUACGUCUUCUCAGAAGCGGACGACCUCAUUGCGUGGGAAGAUGUUGAGGAUCAUGCCUGGGAGAGCGCUGAGCUGUUGGGACUUGACAGCAUGGUGGUCAAGUUUAGAGAGAGUGGGCAUUGCAGCCAAGCUCGUGAGAAUAAGGAGGAGUACUGGACUGCUGUGAUGGAGACCUGGGAGGCGCGGGAUGCUCAGGAUGUAAUCUGAAUUGAUUUCUGUUCUCGUUGAUUGAUUCAAAAAUGCUGAAUAGAGUCAUGAUUAUGAAAUCACGACUUCUUUUUUGAUCUUCCUUGAAAGUACUCUCGAAGAUUUGCUGCCUGAG